GGGUCUCUAACAUGGCUGUGUGUAGUGAAUGAUGCUCGUGUCCGCGGAUAUUUUGGCGAUUAUCCCUCUCUGGGAAGGCUAAUAAUGUCGAGACUUGCCGAUUAUUUUGCCAUCGUUGGAUACGACCACACGAAAGACCGAAAUGGCAUUGGUAGCGGUAAAAUCAUUCAGCGGUUCCCUGAAAGGGACUGGCCGGACACUCCAUUUAUUGAGAGCCUGGAGCUGUUCUGUCAACCACAAGGGUGGGCACUGUCGACAGAACGGCAAGAGCCAAAAUUCUUUGUAUCGGUGCUGACAGAUAUUGAUGCAAAACGACACUACUGUGCAGUUCUUUGUUUUAAUGAGGCAGUCUCUAUCACACCCAGCAAACCAACUGAUGAAGAGGAUGACAGCGUGGAUUUGGGUAGUGGGGGAGUGCGUGGUGUGGGCCCCCCUGUGCCUCUCAUCACCCACCACUCCAUUAUGUAUGCCCCUAAGUGCCUGGUCCUUAUUUCUACGCUUGACUACUUUGAGACUUUUAGGAAUUGUAUGGGCAUUGUGUACACAGUGUAUAUGGAAGGGCUAGGUGUAAGCAUGGAGACGCUGAUAGGCAACAUGGUGGGUUAUGUUCAGGUACCUCCACCAGGGGGACCGCAGGUUCGGUUCAGCAUUGGUGCAGGAGAUAGACAAGCUCUCCAGCCUCCAGCUUCUCCAACUCUUCCUGUCACCGGUACUACUGUUCUUAGCCUCUUCAACCAAUUAGGAAUCAAGAAUGUUUUGGUGCUGUUUUGCGCUGCCCUCACCGAACACAAGAUUCUCUUCCACAGUCAAUCUUACAAUCGACUUACAGAGUCCUGUCAUGCCCUUAAAGCCCUUCUCUAUCCCUUCAAGUACUCCCAUGUCUACAUUCCAAUUCUGCCAGCAUCUUUGGUUGAAGUUUUGUCCACUCCAACACCCUUCAUCAUGGGAGUUCAUUCUCACCUCCAACAUGAUGUUGUUGAACUGAUGGAUGUAAUUGUUGCCGAUCUUGAUGGAGGAUCUAUCCGUGUCCCAGAAAGUCUGACGGUGUCUCUCUUGCCAGAGCCAUUCUGGAGCCAGACCCACGCUGCUCUCUCAAAGGUGCUUCAUCCUGAUCUCAGCACCGCAGACAAUGCCUUUCCCUCAAGUGCUGGUAUCAGGGCCUCUCCGCAUAUUGUGAUGGACAAAGAAAUCAGAGCUGUGUUCAUGCGCAUGUUUGCAGAGUUGUUACAGGGUUACCGAUCAUGUCUCACCAUUAUCAGGAUACAUUCAAAACCAGUCAUUACCUUCCACAAGGCAUCUUUCCUUGGUAACCGUGGAAUGGUGGACAACGAGUUUGUGGGCAAGGUCUUAGACUGCAUGUUCUUCACCACAUUUGUCACAGAGAGAGGCCCCCCCUGGAGAGUCUGUGACCUAUGGGAUGACCUCUACUCUGGCAUUGGGGACCAACUACGUCUGGAGCAACAUGAUAGUCGAAUGCUUCUAGUCCAUAUUCAGGAACUUGGUCAGCAGCUGUACAGCAAUGAAAACCCAAACCCACAGCCAUUUGUUGCCAAGAUUCCUAAGCCCACUGAGGGUUCAUUUACACGUAUCCAUCAACCAGUCUUCCCACAUAUAGAUGUUCAGCAGGUCCAAAGUAUCAUUGAUGAAGGCACUGCCAAAAAAGUGAAAAUCCCACAAAAAGUGGGCCAGCCAAGAAUUGUUCCUAUGGGCCCCCAUAUUUCUAGUCUCCAGUCUGGCAGAGGAUUAGUUUCAAGUUCUGCAAGAAGAUUAGAGGUUAUGAGGAAUUGUGUGAACUGCAUAUUUGAGAACAAAAUAAGUGACGCUAGAAAGACAUUCCCUGCAGUAUUAAGAGCAUUAAAGAGUAAAGCAGCUCGCUUGGCUCUGUGCACAGAGUUAAGUCACCAUGUCCAGGGCAAUAAAGCUGUUUUAGAACACCAGCAGUUCGAUUUAGUGGUUAGGCUAAUGAAUUGUGCACUGCAGGAUGAUUCUCCAAUGGAUGAGCAUGGUGUUGCAGCUGCUCUGCUUCCUUUAUCCACAGCCUUCUGUCGGAAAUUAUGUACAGGAGUCAUACAGUUUGCCUAUACUUGCAUACAGGAUCAUUCAGUUUGGGGCAAUCAGCAGUUCUGGGAAGCAGCGUUUUAUCAAGAUGUUCAGAAGGAGAUCAAGAGCUUGUACCAAGAUCGAUCUCAGCAAGCCAGUCGGACUUCACUCUCAUCUGAUUCGUCUUGUAUUAAGGAUCCGUCGUUAAGUCCUGUGAACCCAAGAGAUCCCUCAGAUUCUGGUUCUUGGAAGGAGUCCAGAUUGUCCUUUCUCAGACCACAUGAGUCCUCAGCUUUAGAAAUUGCAGCAGAGCAGAUGAGGCUCUGGCCUAAUAUUGAAACAAGAAAACAACGGGAAAUAGUGGAACAAGAGGAGUCCACUCUAUACUCUCAGGCAAUCCAUUAUGCAAAUAGGAUGGUGUUCCUUAGAGUUCCCAUAGAUGUUAAUGCAGCCACACAUAGACGUACCUUCAACGAACGUGACACUGCCAGUAACAGUAUUACAAAUAGCAUGGCAGAGAGUGAUAGUUUAGAUGCUGAGUCCGGCUUUGAAGACCAAGAACAGAGUGACCGUGAAGCCAGCGUAGUGCGCUUUGUGGCAAGAUUUGUUGACAAAGUAUGCACGGAAGGUGGUGUGACAGAGGAACACAUCAAGUCGCUACACCAAAUGAUACCAGGAGUUGUAGCUAUGCAUGUGGAGAUGCUGGAUGCUGUGUACAAAGAAUCUAAGCGUUUACCGGCAUCAAGACAGAUGCUUACCACAAGACAGAGUUCAUCCCCGUUGAGUACACAGAGGUGCGCCAAAUCAAGUCCUCUUUCAAGAAGCUAAUGAGAGCCUGUGUACCCUCCUCUCCAGCUGCUGAACAAGAACAGUCCUUCUUCAGAGCAAUUGAGAAUAGUGAAUGGUUGAAUCAGCUGGAGACCCUCCUGCAGGUAGCAGGGGCCAUUGUUGACCUGAUUGAUUUGUUAGGAGCAUCAGUUAUGCUUCUCCUAGAGGAUGGAUGGGACUUCACUGCUCAGGUAACCAGCAUAGCUCAACUCUGCUUGGAUCCAUACUACCGCACUAUUGAAGGGUUCAGAGUCCUGAUUGAGAAAGAGUGGCUUGCAUUUGGUCAUCGAUUCAAUCACCGCUCAAAUCUCCUCCAGGGAUCCCAAGCUAGUGGCUUUGCUCCUAUAUUCCUACAAUUUCUAGAUGCUGUCCAUCAGAUCCAGCGGCAGUUUCCCUUAUCUUUUGAAUUCAAUGAAUACUACCUCCGUUUUUUGGCUUACCACUAUGUAUCAGCUCGUUUCCGCACAUUCUUGAGUGAUUCAGAACUAGAGAGGGCAGAGUUGGGCAUCAUGACAGAGGAAGACAAGCGAGGUUCCUUGUCAAGACACCACAAAGGUUUAGAGGCAUCGCAGGAUGAUGACAUUUAUCCAGGAGGAGGAAGAGUGUCAUCACCAGGUUCUUCAGGACACUUAGGCACAUCUGUAUUUGACUACAUAGAGAAACACAGUGGUCGCCACUCCAGCUUUUACAAUUUCCUUUACGUUGGAGACAGAAUUAGUGAUUCUGCAGUAUUGAGGCCAGUGAAGGAGUUGAGUGCACUUCAGUUGUGGAGCUACUUGAUAGGAGAAGAACUACGCCAUGGCCCUUCUUAUGACCCUGAGGUGCGCAGCCUUGACCGACAACAAGAGGAGGAAGCAGAAGCUGCAGAUGGCACAACAACCACUUCCCAACGCAGGAUUGUUAUUAGUGGAUAUGAUUGUGUGUGGGGAGUCCAGGCAGAUACUUUCACAGCACAGCUGGAGGAGUUGCGUCAUUUGGAGCUGGAACUGGGACAUCUCCCCCAGAAGUGGAACGUGCACUGGGAUAAGUUGGAAUUGCCUCCACCUGAACAGCUGACACGUCAGGUGUCCAUGACCACACAGAUGGUUCGGCACCAUGGGCGAAGUGUGCACAAACGCAGCACCAUCGAGAUAUUAAUCCGAGGGAAGACCAGCAGCAGUGCAGGUGGAGGAGGUGACACACCACAGGGCUGCUACUCCCAUCCUCACCGCUUUGAGAAAUACAAUUACACAACACCUUCGUAUUGCGACCAUUGCUCAUCUCUCUUGUGGGGCCCCUUGAAGGUGAGGCGCUUUGGAAUAGUCGUAGUCAUCAUCUGUUUUCCUUUUCAGUGUUAGUUAUUCCUUCUCCAU
This is a messenger RNA of Penaeus vannamei (Pacific white shrimp), 4220 nucleotides long. NCBI's taxonomy places the organism in Eukaryota, Metazoa, Arthropoda, Malacostraca, Decapoda, Penaeidae. The record is from RefSeq and is a predicted model, not a curated record.